UGACAGCGCCUCUGAAGCAUCAUGGAGGAUACAGAUAUUCGACAACAAAAGCUGGAAAAUCAGAGAGCCAUUCUGAUGAAAAGACAGCAAAGGAAGAGGGCUGACAAUCAGAUGGUAGUUUCAAAUCUGGACUCAAAGCAAAAGAGAAAACAGAAAACCAAAUCAGACGAGACGCCUCUGUUAUUUAACCACUCCCUCAGUAACGCUUCCUUGACUGACCAAGUUGAACAUGCCCAUGACAACCCAGUGGAUGAGAUCACACUGGGUGAAUGUGAUGUUACUGAAGAGAUAUCUUUGGAGAAACCGGAGACAUUCAAAACAGUGGACGUAGACAUUGAGCAAGAAAUGGAAUCAAAGUGUAAAGUUGAACAGGAUAUCCCAGUGGAGAGCAAGAAAUCCAAAAAGAAAAAAGAAAAGGACAAAACAAGGUGCCAAAUAAGUGAUGACAGCAAAGAUGAAGAUAAUUCAGAAAAAGAGAAAAAAGAAAAGAAAUCAAACAGAAAAGAAAAGAGUCUAGCGUCACUGAACUGCAACUACAGGAGAAAUUCAGAAAGUGACAAUGACAGAACAACUUCUCCCAUGUCAGUAGAGGAUCUGGAGAAGUUUGCGUUGCGCCCGGCCCCAAAAGAGGUGACAAUACAGUGUCGAGUGACCAGGGACCGGAGAGGUAUGGAGAAGGGGAUGUUUCCUACUUACUACCUGCAUUUGGAGAAAGAUGAUGGAAAAAGGGUGUUUCUAAUGGCAGGAAGAAAGCGGAAAAAGUGCAAAACUGCUAAUUAUUUGAUCUCAACCGACCCGACAAAUCUGUCCAGGAAUACAAAUAGCUACAUAGGAAAAUUAAGGUCCAAUGUUCUAGGUACCAAAUUCACAGUAUAUGAUGGUGGGGAAAACCCAGAGAAAAAGCCCUUUAUAAAAGAGAGUGAAUCAGUGCGACAAGAGCUGGCAGCAAUUUGUUAUGAGACAAAUGUGCUGGGGUUUAAGGGUCCCAGGAAAAUGACUGUGAUCAUCCCAGGAAUGAUUGAUGAUGAAAGAGUAUCCAUUGCACCAAAGAAUGAACUGGAAACGCUGCUCACUCGUCAUGCCAACCACAACACGGACCAGCUCAUUACUCUUAUCAACAAAUGCCCCAGUUGGAAUGAGCAGACACACUCAUAUGUCCUCAACUUUCAUGGUCGUGUCACACAAGCUUCAGUCAAAAACUUCCAGAUAAUUCACCCCGAUAAUGAGGAUUACAUAGUGAUGCAGUUUGGCCGUGUGGCGGAGGAUGUAUUCUCCAUGGAUUACAGCUACCCAUUGUGCGCCCUGCAAGCAUUUGCCAUCACUUUGUCGGCCUUUGAUAGCAAGCUGGCCUGUGAAUGAUUGCCUAAAUAUUAUAA
This is a messenger RNA of Periophthalmus magnuspinnatus, 1376 nucleotides long. RefSeq names its product tubby protein homolog. Gene Ontology annotation, cellular component: cilium. The transcript has 10 exons. Bases 22 to 1359 code for a protein of 445 amino acids. NCBI's taxonomy places the organism in Eukaryota, Metazoa, Chordata, Actinopteri, Gobiiformes, Gobiidae. Gene Ontology annotation, biological process: protein localization to cilium. The record is from RefSeq and is a predicted model, not a curated record.